AUGGAUAAAUCAUCAUCAGUACUUGCCGCCCUCGACGCGGGAAAACUUCCAACCACCCAGCAAGCCAAUCAGCUCAUCGACUGGCUGAAGGACGUCGGCAUCGCGCGUCUCGAACCCUCGCAAUCGCUCGAGUUGAGCACUCAAGGCCAGAUCCUCGCGGAUGAUUUGCGCGGUGUUUUGGACGCAUAUAAGCAGCUUGGGAAGGAUAAGAACUCCGACAAUAUUCUUCAGCAGGCGAUCUGGCACCUCACAGAGGGCGAUCUAACCGUCACGGCGGAAGUCGAGGAGGAAGUCGAUCAGACCAAAGAAGACGUCAAAGCCAUGCGUGCUGCUCUCAAAAACCUCAUUUCGGUUGUUUGGACCAAUGUUUCGAUGGAAGGUACUUCUAUCAUUCAAGAACUGCUCUCUAUCUUGCGCCUCUCCCUUGCGGAUGCUGCGGAGGCGCUUGAGGGAAAGGCAGGUGCAGCGAAGGACACGUUGCGCAGCGUUGAGAAGGGCGUUCAGGAGGGAGAACGCGAUACUUUGGGGAGGAGCAAGCAGAGGCUUGAGGAGGAGAAGGAUCCCAAGGUCGCAUGGCAGCAUGGCAUGGACACUGUGAAGGGAGCUGGGACGUCAGUCAUUGGAGCUACUCAGGCCGCUAGCGCCAGUCUGCAGGAGACGGCUGAGAAGACGACUUCUAGGCUCGAGGAUGCGUUGAACAAGAUGUCUGACCGGGCUCAGACCGAUCCACAAUACAGGGAGGCGCUCGACACUUUGUUCAGUAUCUUCCAAAAGCGACUCAAUCAAGCCAUGGAGACGGCCUCUGACCCGAACACUACUCUGUCCAAAUUUAUUGUCGAUCCCACGCCCGAACAACAUAUUCCUAAGGCACUCAGACUUCUUCGUACGUUGGUUGAACGUCUUGCGAACAACACGUCUCUCGAAGGUGUCAUUGCCGCCUUGCGCACUUGCGUGUUUUCUAUCGUCAAAAACCCCGAAUUGAAGGAGUGGGUGGACGAUAGCAUCAGAUGGGCAAGGAAGGUUCUCGCGGAGCCUGGUUACGCGAGAUCUGAGGAGGCGCAGAAAACACGCAAGGCGUUGGAGGAGCGCUGGAAGUCUGCCCUUGAGAAGGAUUGGAAGUGGCAUGGGCACGUCAAGAAGCUCAAAGAGGAGUUGUAUAAGAUUGAGCUUGGAUUGCAGGAGGAUAAGGAUUUGCAGCGCGUGGUUGAUGCGCAGGCUAAACUGGGCGAAGAUUUGGCCAGUGGGUUGACUAGGGCUGACGAGGAGGUGGAGUCUGGCUUGAAGGCCGCUGUGGAUCAGGCUACUUGGUUCUGGCAGGAUUUGUUCAAGAUUUACAUUCCGAACCUGCUCAGCAAGAUGAAGGAUGUUCCGAUUCCAAGAACCGAAUACAAAGAUCCAGAGAUUGAAUUCGUCCUAGAAAACUUGGAUAUUUCGUCCUUCAAUCUCCUGCCUUCUCACGUGUACAUUCGCAACAUCACAGAUGUCGACAUUCAAACCUCCGCCGCCGCCGCUUCCCACACGAAAGUCGGCACGUUGACUCACGUCCACAUCGAGGCUCUCCAACUCAAGCUCCACGACGUUUCUUUCUGGUACAAAGACAAGAACUCUACCCUGGGGCCUUCAGAACUCACAGGCCUACUCGCGCUCCAGCUUCCAGCCAAAGGCGUCGAAGUUGACAUCAAAGUCCGGCUCAUCCCCAGCACCGUUACCGGCAAGGAAUCACGCACCGCGAAGAAGCAUUUCCACGUUGUCGAGAAUGUGGCCGUGAAGAUCUCGGAAGAUGUGAACAUUUCGGUGAAGGAAAGCAACCACGCCGUGUUGAUGACGCUGUUUAAACCCAUCAUGGUGAUGCGGUUGCGCGAGGCGUUGGAGAAGACGAUGACGGAGCAGUUGAAGGGGAUGGUGGAGUGGGUUGAUGGGAUUGCGUUUGACGUUUCGCAGCGACGGGAAGUGUUUGAGGAUGCUGGGUUGGGCGGGGGCAGUUCAUUGGUUGCUGCUCUUUGGAGCGAGUUGGGUCGAUUGCAGCGGGAGAACGAGGACGAGUUGGGGUUGCGCGCUACAGGGACGGGUGUGGUGCUCGAGCAUUGGCAUGAGGGCGAGGGCGAGGAGGCGAAAGCGCAGUUCGCGAUGGGAGCUGAGCCUCAGAUUCUGAGUGGGGAGAAGAGGGGCCCGCUUGGUACUGGGUCUACGUCGGUUAAGGAGCAGCUGCGAGCGACUGGUGAGGAGAUGGAGGUUGAUAUUGGGGAGUUUGAGGCGGAUACUGGGAGGCGAGUGAGGGCUGCUGGGAAGGAGGUUUUGGGAGAGGUGAAGGGUGCUGUUAGGGAGGGGAAGAGGCAGUUGUCGAGCUUUAGGAGGAGCGUGCAUCAUAAGAGCAAGCAUGAGAAGAAGAAGACGGGUUGGGAGAGUACCGCUUUUGAUGUUUAA
This is a messenger RNA of Laccaria bicolor S238N-H82, 2424 nucleotides long. RefSeq lists its product as uncharacterized. Bases 1 to 2424 code for a protein of 807 amino acids. The record is from RefSeq and is a predicted model, not a curated record. NCBI's taxonomy places the organism in Eukaryota, Fungi, Basidiomycota, Agaricomycetes, Agaricales, Hydnangiaceae. The transcript has 4 exons.